ACGUUAUUACACUACACUUCCCAUGAUUCCGCGCGCACGGCGGAUGUUUUUCGUUUACCGGACACACGUUUCUGCUCUCGUGCUCUGAUCUUCCUGCUGAAUUAAACCCACAAACCGGCCGUCGGUGAGAUCAGAGAAACACCACAACUAAACACACCGUCUUAUCUGUUCACGGAACCGGCUGUUAUUAUCGCGUCAGCUCGGACGGUCGCGAUGUUCCUGUCUUCGGUACCGGCGCGCGUCCUGAUGCGAAGGUCGCGCAGUCUGUCGCCGUGCCGCGCGCUGCAAACCGGCCACGGCGAGGCCUCCCGCUUCCGAAACCUCUGCGAGCUCGAACCGAACCGGAGCCCGGUGGCCAGCGGCUCGCGAGCGUCCAGAAAGAGCGUUGUGAGCGAGGAGUCGCACAUGCAGUACCAUCAGCUGGCCAGCAGGUGGCGAGUGAGCCUGGAGGGCCGCCGGAGCAGCUGGGCGAGUCUGACCGCCGCGGGGCGCUACAGGGACGGACACCACAGCCGCUCAGACUCCGCUGGCGCUGCCGGAGCCGCGGGCGUCAUCUCAGCCGCGGCCCUCGCCUUCUGCUUUAAGAAAGACAGCGAUGAUAAAGCUGAAGCUCUUCUAGAUGCUGCCAGAUCCAGUAACACUGAGGAGGUGAUCAGGUCGUUGGCGCAGGGAGCCGAUCCAAACAGUCGACACCGUUUGGGCUGGACGGCUCUCAUGGUGGCCGCCAUGAACAGACAGCACAAUGUGGUGAAGGUCCUGCUGGAGGCGGGUGCCGACCCGAACCUGGGCGACGACUUCAGCAGCGUGUAUGAAACGGCACGAGAGAAGGGCGUUCACUCCUUAGAGGUGCUGGUGAGCCGCGAGGACGAGUUCAGCAAUCGUCUCAGCAGCCGCGCUUCUUUCCGGGGCUGUUCUGCUCUGCAUUACGCCGCGCUGGCCGACGACCUGCGGACCGUACGGAUGCUGCUGGACGCAGGUGCCAACCCCUUACGGAAGAACGACCUGGGACACACGCCGCUGACGUACGCCAAAGAGGGAGAGAUGGCCACGCUGCUGAAAGAGGCCCAGAACACGUUUGGGGAGGCGCAGCGGAAGCGCGAGGCGGAGGAGAGGAGGAAGUUUCCUCUGGAGCGCAGGCUGAAGGAGCACAUCAUUGGACAGGAAGGAGCCAUCAAUACAGUGGCAUCAGCCAUUAGGAGGAAGGAGAAUGGCUGGUACGAUGAAGAACAUCCCCUCGUCUUCCUCUUCCUUGGCUCGUCUGGAAUCGGUAAAACGGAGCUGGCCAAGCAGGUGGCGCGAUACAUGCAUAAAGACAUUAAGAAGGGUUUCAUCCGGAUGGACAUGUCUGAAUUUCAGGAGAAACAUGAGGUGGCGAAGUUCAUUGGUUCUCCUCCAGGGUACGUGGGUCACGAAGAAGGAGGUCAGCUGACCAAACGGCUCAAACAGUGUCCGAACGCCGUGGUUCUGUUCGACGAGGUGGAUAAAGCUCAUCCAGACGUGCUGACCAUCAUGUUGCAGCUCUUUGAUGAGGGUCGACUGACUGAUGGGAAAGGGAAGACGAUUGAGUGUAAAGAUGCCAUCUUCAUCAUGACGUCCAAUGCAGCCAGUGAUGAAAUUGCCCAGCAUGCAUUGCAGCUGAGACAGGAAGCUCAGGAGCAAAGCCGCCGACGUCUGGCUGAAAAUCUGGAGGACGUUCAGAAAUCUGAGAAGAUCACCAUCUCCAACACGUUCAAAGAGCAGGUGAUCCGGCCCAUCCUCAAGGCUCAUUUCCGACGGGACGAGUUUCUGGGGAGGAUCAACGAGAUCGUUUACUUCCUGCCGUUCUGUCACUCUGAACUCAUUCAGCUGGUCAGCAAAGAGCUCAACUACUGGGCCAAGAAGGCCAAGCAGAGGCACAACAUCACGCUGCUGUGGGAGCGUCCCGUACUGGAUCUGCUGGCGAGAGGAUAUAACCUGCAUUACGGCGCGCGCUCCAUCAAACACGAGGUGGAGCGGCGGGUGGUGAAUCAGCUGGCGGCGGCGUACGAACAGGAGCUGCUGCCGAAGGGCUGUACGCUGCGUCUGAUCGUCGACGGAGGACAGCAGGAGAAGGAUGGAGCUCCAUCUCUCCGUCUGGAGGUGGUGGGUGAAGACAGCAUCGCACGAAAACUGGACAUCCGCCCGCCGCUGAACCCCGAGGACGUGACGUACGCCCACCGACAUCACUGAGCAUUUACGCUUCAGUGUUUGUCUGGUAAUGAAUCGCUCACGCACACAUCAGAUUAUUGACAGACAUGUAAAAAUGACAUAUACGGUGUUUGUAAUGCUCAACUCUACAUCUGCGCUCACACUCGUAACGUUAAUAACGCACAUAAAUCACAGCAGCUUUAUGAUGUUUGUGAUAAUGAAGAUCUCCAUCACGCUUCCAGAGCGCUGGUCACGUGUACAGACAUAUAGAUGUGUAUAUUUAUGAAAACUAAAGUAUAUAAGAGAGUCUUUAUGGCGCAUGUGAUCACAUGUUUUCACCGGCAGGACGUGUUCAUCAAAGUGUAUUAGAAAGUUUGGAUUAAAAUGUUAACAUGAAAUUUGAGUCAAUUUAUGUUCCCGCACUUAUUGUGAGUGAUUUUUAAGCUUUAUUCCAAAGGAAAAAUAAUCAGGUUUCAUUUGUUAACGUCGCUUAACUGUAAAAGUUGACAUGAACUGACAAUGCAAAAUUAUUCUUAAUAUUCUUAUUGUUAUUAUAAUAUCAUUAUAUUAUUUAUUAAAUAUUAUUAUAAUAAAUAUAUAUGCAACGCUGGACCACAAAGCAUGUCAUAAGGAUAAAAACUAAAUAAAUAAGCUUUCGACUGAUGUAUGGUUUGUUAGGAUAUGACAGUAUUUAGCUAAACUAUUUAAAAAUCUGGAAUCUGAGGGUGCAAAAAAAUCUAAAUAUUGAGAAAAUCAAUAAAAGUUGUCCAAAUGAAGGUCUUAGCAAUGCAUAUUACUAAUCAAAAAUUACUUUUUGAUAUAUUUACGUUGGGAAAUUUACAAAAUGUUAUAUUUUAUAUAUACAAAAAAAUUUAAUCAUAUAUAAUAUAAUAUUAUAUUAUGUCAUAUAAAAUUAAUAAUAUUAAUAAUUAAUGCACAAAUAACAUGAGCAACUACGCUUUAUUUUAUGGCAUGUAAUUGUGCAUUUAAAUACUGAGUAAUAUUAAUUAACUACAUGUACUUUGGGGUGAGGGUUAGAUUGAGGGUUUGUUUUAGGGUUAGUUGCAUGUAUUUAUGCAUCAUUUAUUAUUAUAGUAAGUACACGUAAUGUGAAAAUAAAAUAAUACCUUGUAUUUCUCUUAGCUAACAAUAACAAAGAUUGUUACAUCUCAAAUAUGUAUUGCUCACUUGAGAUUGUUGAGAUUGUCAGGUGUUACCAAAAAAAGUCUUCAUGAUCUGAAUCAUAAUGUAAAACACUAGUUCUGUGCUGCAUUUUGUCUCACUUCGUUUCACUUCAAAUAUGUCAAAUUGAUCUUAACCACAAAAAUGGACAUGUUCUUAUAAUUCAAGUGAUUAGAAGAGAAACAGCGGAGCAGAAACGUCUGAAACGUGAAGAUCUUCAGGUGCUUUUGUGUAAAACAUCAGUGUUUUGUGUGUUUAUUGUAGGUUGACUCAUGUAUGUGUUUAACUGCAAACCAAGUUUUUUUAUUCUUGUACACAAAGCUAAAUAAAGUUCAGAAAGU
Molecule: messenger RNA, 3689 nt
Organism: Labeo rohita (rohu)
Lineage: Eukaryota; Metazoa; Chordata; Actinopteri; Cypriniformes; Cyprinidae
Gene: clpb
Product: caseinolytic mitochondrial matrix peptidase chaperone subunit B
Exons: 16
Coding region: 214-2208 (664 amino acids)
Biological process (GO): cellular response to heat
Cellular component (GO): cytoplasm; mitochondrion
Molecular function (GO): protein binding; ATP binding; ATP hydrolysis activity
Source: RefSeq, a predicted model, not a curated record